CUGAUUAACUUCAUAACCUUCAGGUGAGCCGCUGGAUGACUCCUCCGCAGAGGAGCAAGUCGGAACAAGCCGAUGAUGAUGAUCAGCGCAGCGGGGGCGCGCCUUUCCCGCCGGCCUCCUCCUCCUCCUCCUCCUCCUCCCAGCUGACAGAGCGCGUCUUCGCGCGGGUUGCUCCACCUCCACCUUGAAACGCGUGAAGCCAAGUAGAGGAGGCAGACGGAGGAGCACAGAGCGGAGACGAUGGCGGAGAACAAGACGGGUCCGAACCUGCAGGCUGGAGCCGGAUUCCUGGCCAAACGGGUCCAGAAGUCCUUCAAUCGCGCCCAGGAGAAGGUCCUUCAGAAACUGGGCAAAACUAUGGAAACCAAGGACGAGCAGUUUGAGCUCUGUUUCCAGAACCUCAACAAACAACAGAUCGACGGAAACAGAUUAUUUAAAGAUGUCAAAGCCUACUAUUCAUCUGUAAAAGCUGUGCACGAGACGUCCAGGAAGCUUUCCCAAACAUUGCGAGACGUUUAUGAGUCAGACUGGAUGGGAGUGGGGGAUCUGGCCGUCAUUGCAGAAAGUGAAGAUUUGCUGUGGAACGACUUUGAAGAGAAACUGAACGACCAGCUCGUCCGCACCAUGGAGAACUACACCAGCCAGUUUCCUGAGGUUAAGGAACGAGUUGCGAAGCGCGGACGCAAACUGGUGGACUAUGAUUCAUCACGCCAUCACCUGGAAGCUCUGCAGAGCGCCAAGAAGAAGGAUGAGGCCAAAAUAACCAAGGCAGAGGAGGAGUUCAACAAAGCUCAGAGUGUCUUUGAAGAGAUAAAUAAUGAGCUGCGAGAGGAGCUGCCCGUUCUCUAUCAGAGUCGGAUAAGCUGCUAUGUGACCGUCUUCCAAAACAUCUCUAAUCUAAGAGACGUCUUCUACAAAGAAAUGAGUGGGCUCAACAAGGAACUGUACAACGUGAUGAAACAACUGGAGGGUCAGCACUCCACCAAAGCUUUCAUCGUCAAGGGAUUGAACAGCAGCACAUCAGGAAAGUCAAAGACAAGAAAGUCUUUGAUGAUCUCCAACCCCAUCCCCUGCAACACCGCGUUCCCCACAGACCACGUGUCCAUCCACUCCUCUGCUGAAAACGGCAAAGGCGCCGCUCCUUCGUCACAGGUACAACGGACCGACAGCGUCUCUGAGGAGAGCAACACGCCGUCCAAGCGCUCCAGCUUCUCAGACUCUGACAUCAGCUCCAGCAGCACCAACACUCCCAAGAGGGAGUCCAUGUGCGACAACGAUGAUGAGAGCAUGCAGAGUCCGCAGGAGUCAGAGCUGGAACCCGCCGCCGACCAGCCGGACGACUCCGAGGCCGAAGCUCCAGUGAUUGAAGCUGAAAGUCAGGAGGUCGAAGGUUCCUCUGAGUCUUCAGAUGGUGCUGCCACACAGACACUUGACCAGGUUACAGCAGACGAUCCACCAUCAGAGGAGGCCAAAACCAAACCUGCACCGGUUCCAGCCCCCCGCCACUCCUUCCAGGCCUCCGACAGCCGCUCCGCCCUGCUCCCUCUCGAUCAGGAGCAGGAGGAAGAGGCCGAGGAGACGUCAGAGAGCCCAGAACCAUCCGAGCCAACGGAAGACUCCAUUUCCCACAAUCCACCUGGCUUUCUCUACAAGGGGGUGGCAGUAGAGAGCCACGGAGCUGCAGAGGAAGGACAGCUGCAGUUUGAGAAGGGUGAAGUCAUCCUGGUUCUUGAAGGCUCUCCAGAGCAGCUAGAAGGCCAGCUGAGGGGGAUCAGGGAGGAGAGCUGGAUCCAGCAUCAGGAUCUAGAAAACUACUCUGGGCUCUUCUUGGAAACACUCAUCCAGCCUGUUCAGCUGGACUGAGGCAGACUACCAGCCCUCUGCCUGUCAAGUGUUUCUUCCAGCUAUUGUAAUUGGAGAAGGAUGCCGAGGUGGUGAUCCAAAGUCUUACAGAAGCUGUACAAAGUCCCACGUAUUUUUCCGAGCAACUGAAAUCAACUGAGCUGCAGAACAUAAUUUUAAAGUUUAGAAAAGUUUAUUCUUUUUGUUCCUUUGUCUUUGAAAACUGUGAAACAACUUCUUUUAAUUU
Molecule: messenger RNA, 2089 nt
Organism: Oryzias melastigma (Indian medaka)
Lineage: Eukaryota; Metazoa; Chordata; Actinopteri; Beloniformes; Adrianichthyidae
Gene: bin2b
Product: bridging integrator 2b
Exons: 12
Coding region: 241-1863 (540 amino acids)
Biological process (GO): podosome assembly; phagocytosis, engulfment; plasma membrane tubulation
Cellular component (GO): podosome; plasma membrane; cytoplasm
Molecular function (GO): protein binding; phospholipid binding
Source: RefSeq, a predicted model, not a curated record